Nicotiana attenuata is the source of this 435-nucleotide messenger RNA. RefSeq lists its product as uncharacterized. Bases 1 to 435 code for a protein of 144 amino acids. The record is from RefSeq and is a predicted model, not a curated record. NCBI's taxonomy places the organism in Eukaryota, Viridiplantae, Streptophyta, Magnoliopsida, Solanales, Solanaceae. The transcript has 3 exons.
AUGGGUUUGUACAUCAUGAAGAAUUUCGUGGUUUGUCCAAAUAAUAUGAAACUGAAGACCAAAGACCACAAGUUUAAGUUGAUGUUCACGCAUAAGACCACUGUUGAGGAAAUACAUGAUCCACAUUUCAACAUGUGCAUCUUCAAAUUUAAAACCUAUGACCAGCUAUCAAAUCCUCAGGAAUUCGACAAUACGGAGCUAUUCGAUGUUAUUGGCGAAAUUGUGAGCUAUGAAGACGUACAAUCUAUCAAACAAGAUGAUAGCAUCCGUAUGUUCAUGAACAUUGAGAUACAAGAUUAUGAGAGCAAUACUAUUUCUGCAACUCUUUGGGGAGACUUUGUCGAACAGAUCAAGCUGUAUUUGAAUGGAUCCAAUGAUAAGCCUGUUGUCAUCGUCAUGCAAUUGAUUAGAGCACAUCGAUAUCGAGGUUAUUAA